Messenger RNA from Dermacentor albipictus, 1805 nucleotides. Its product is annotated as histone-lysine N-methyltransferase PRDM7-like. Gene Ontology annotation, biological process: regulation of DNA-templated transcription. The record is from RefSeq and is a predicted model, not a curated record. Gene Ontology annotation, molecular function: protein binding. NCBI's taxonomy places the organism in Eukaryota, Metazoa, Arthropoda, Arachnida, Ixodida, Ixodidae.
GAUUAUUACAAGGUUUCCCGUGACACGAAGUGCGUUUUAAGUGACGAAGCCAAGUGAACGCAUCUUCACGCUCUAUUCAUUCUGCUUUCCCGGAGCCAAAUAAGCUUUCUGGCUUCUACUGCUUUCCAGAGCAUCGUGCGUUCACACAUUAGCGUUCGUGCUACACAGCUGUGCGCAUACGACAGCGUCCUCAAGGCCGAGCUAAAUUUAUGCAAUACUUUCUUCGGACGCUGAUCAACGCCGACGGUGUUUCUUCGGUCUGUUCUCGUGCAUCAUCGAGGAGAGUUGCAGUCUCUAAGGAAGCUCCACGUUACACCAGCGCUCUGAGAUUGGGGAAUUAUUCUGAGACGCCCUACAGCACCUACAGCACCAACGAUGAAGCUUGCCGUUACCUUCAACGCUUUUCCUUGGGGCGAACUGCUAUAGUUUUCACUGCACUCCAAAUAUUGUGCUAACGCGGAAAGACGAAGAAGAGGAAGUAGCCAGAAGAUCAACGCUGCGCCGACGGUGGUGUUCGGGUCGGGUUCGGGACAAGUAGGGUGCGCACUUUCAGCUGGUGACGCUGCAGUUUUUUUUUCGAGCUUUAAGAUGGCGAGAAGCAGCAACAUGGAAGGGAUUCGCCCGUACUUCACGGACCAGGAAUGGGUAAAGCUUCCCGAUUACAUGAAGACUCGCUACGGCAACAUCAAGGCAAACUACGACAUGAUGGUCGCACUGGGUCUUCAGCCACCAGUUCCGGAGUUUAUGAAUCCCAAGCCUGCAGCUCGUAAGGUUCCAGCGAAGUCGAAGGCCGGGGGCAUAAGCGGCCAAAAAACAAAGCGAACAAAGCCCAGAGACCCAGAACCCGAACCGCGAGCACCAUGGGAAGCACCAGUGAGGCGAUCGAAGCGGACAAAGGCGACAAUAAUAAACGCCUCGGUAGACAAAGACGCACAAAGCAGCUCCUCAAGCGAACCACGUUACCCGAAGAGAAACCGGAAACGCAUCAAGUACGCGGAGAGUGAAGACGCUUCGGAUGAAGAAACUCCGACGACUAAAGUCAGCGAAACGCGCUGGCCAACUCGAAUAUUUCCUUCAAUGCGCAUCGAGCGCGAAGCGCCUGACAACGACCCGUUAAAGAGCAACGAUGGUUGUUCUCUUGAAGAACCUAAUAAAUGCCCAGCCCACGGACCAUCGUUUUUUGUCAAACGGGUGCCACUCCAAGACUUCGAGCGAGCCAGAAAAAGUUUGCCCGAGGGCCUCGCAGUUCUCCGUUCUAAGAUUAAGGGAGCACAACUUGGAAUCUUCACCAUGGUGCCACUUGCCCAGGGUCAUUGCUUCGGUCCUUACGCCCACUCUAGUGGGAAUGGCAGUGACAACAGUGAAGCUGCUGACCAGGAACUGGCUGAAAAGGCAACUUCGCAAAACAAGGAGACUAGUCCAGAUAUAGCAAGGUGGAUUCGAUACGUCAACUGCGCUCCCAGCGAGAACGAGUGCAACCUCGUGGUCCUGCAACAGGCCGGGUUCGUGUACUACCAGACGUGCAAGUGCGUAGAACCUUCCAAGGAGCUCCUGCUGUGGUGUGGAGUGCCGCCGAUGCUUUGGCAAUUCGGAUUGGCAGAUAAAACAGCCGACGGCUUCACUCGCAGGCGACAACGCGCCACGUCGAGGGCAGCGGUCACAUGCGACUCCUGCGGGUUCUGCUGAACAUCGAAAUAUCUGCUGGACCGACAUGGUGGUAUCGCGCACCCUCUCCCAGAGCACGCGAAGCAACAGUGCCGGUGCUACCUACAUUACAUUAAUUAAAGGUCCCACAGAGGAUACAA